This is a messenger RNA of Chelmon rostratus (copperband butterflyfish), 882 nucleotides long. It is a transcript of the gene pnp4a, whose product is annotated as purine nucleoside phosphorylase 4a. Gene Ontology annotation, biological process: nucleoside metabolic process. The coding region runs from base 1 to 882 and encodes 293 amino acids. The transcript has 7 exons. The record is from RefSeq and is a predicted model, not a curated record. Gene Ontology annotation, cellular component: cytoplasm. Gene Ontology annotation, molecular function: purine-nucleoside phosphorylase activity. Lineage: Eukaryota; Metazoa; Chordata; Actinopteri; Chaetodontiformes; Chaetodontidae.
AUGCACAGCAAAGAACAAAUCAGUCAUGACGAAUACCAGAAGACAGCUGAUUGGUUGAUGUCUCAGACGAAGCACCGCCCCCAGGUGGCGAUCAUCUGCGGGUCCGGACUGGGCAUGCUCGCUGACACCCUCAAGUGUCAGGACUCCUUUGCUUAUUCUGACAUACCGGGCUUCCCACAGAGCACAGUGCAGGGUCAUGCAGGUCGGCUGGUUUUCGGGGAGCUGAAGGGGAAGACGUGUGUGUGCAUGCAGGGCCGCUUCCACAUGUAUGAAGGACACUCACUCUGCAAGACAACAUUUCCAGUCCGGGUCUUCAAGCUGUUGGGGGUGGAGACUCUGAUCGUGACAAAUGCUGCCGGCUCAUUGGCUGACGGCCUCCAGCCUGGUGACAUCAUGAUCAUCAAAGACCACAUCAACUUCCCCGGGCUGGUUGGUCUGAACCCGCUGAGCGGACCCAACGACGACAAGUUCGGGCCUCGUUUCCCAGCCAUGUCAGGUUGCUAUGACAAAGGCCUGCGUUGCAUAGCGAUGGAGAUCGCCAAGCAGCUGGGCGUGGCCAGCAUCAUGCAGGAGGGCGUGUACGCCACGGUGGGUGGACCAAACUUCGAAAGCAUCGCUGAGGCCAGAUUACUGCAUCGACUCGGGGUGGACGCUGUCGGUAUGAGUACAGCUCCUGAGGUCGUCGUGGCGACUCACUGUGGUCUGAAAGUCUUCGGCCUCUCUCUGAUCACCAACAAGGUGGUGAAGAGUUAUGAGGACACAGACAGUGUGAACCAUGAGGGCGUCCUGGAGGUCGGCCGGCUGCGCUCUCACACUGUGCAGCAGCUGGUGACUGAACUGAUCAGCAGGAUGGAGAUCAAUAACAACAAUAAUGCUGUCUGA